AUGACGACCACGUACCUCGCUCCCCACGAGACUGACCGCUUCGACUAUGUCGUCGUCGGCGGAGGCACGGCCGGAUGUGUGAUCGCAUCCCGUCUGGCCGAGUACCUCCCUCACAAGAGGAUCCUCAUGAUCGAGGCCGGGCCCAGUGACUUCAUGGACGACAGGGUCCUGGACCUGCGUCAAUGGCUGGCCCUCCUCGGCGGCGAGUUUGACUAUGACUACCCUACCACCGAGCAGCCCAUGGGUAACUCUCACAUCCGGCACUCGCGGGCCAAGGUCCUCGGCGGCUGCUCGUCCCACAACACGCUCAUCUCGUUCCGGCCGUUCGAGUACGACCUGAAGAUCUGGGAGUCGCUGGGGGCCAAGGGCUGGGAGUUCAAGGACUUCAUGCGCAUCAUGGACAAGCUGCGCAACUCUGUGCAGCCCGUCCACGCGCGCCACCGCAACCAGCUCUGCAAGGACUGGGUGCUGGCCUGCAGCGACGCCAUGAACAUCCCCGGCGUCGGCUUCUUCAACAUCUCGUACAACCCGGACGACCACCGCCGCUCGUCCGCCUCGGUCGCCUACAUCCACCCCAUCCUGCGCGGCGAGGAGCAGCGGCCCAACCUGACCAUCCUGACCAACGCCUGGGUCGAGCGCAUCAACGUCCACAACGACACCGUCAAGGGCAUCAACGUCGUCCUGCGCGACGGCUCCAAGCGCAGCAUCAGCGCCCGCACCGAGACCAUCCUGGCCGCCGGCGCCGUCGACACCCCGCGCCUCAUGCUGCUCUCCGGCCUGGGCCCCAAGGACCAGCUCCAGAGCCUCGGCAUCCCCGUCUUCAAGGACAUCCCCGGGGUGGGAGAGAACCUCCAGGACCACCCGGAGUCCAUCAUCAUGUGGGAGCUCAACAAGCCCGUGCCCCAGGGCCAGACCACCAUGGACUCGGACGCCGGCAUCUUCCUGCGCCGCGAGAAGCCCAACGCCGCCGCAUACAAGCAGCCUGCCAACCCCAACGCGCUGCCUGAUGGUGAUAUCGCAGAUGUCAUGAUGCACUGGCAAGUACACGACUACCAAAUCCCCUUCACAUUCAACACAGAGCGCCUCGGCUACGAAAAGGUAGCCGACGGCUACGCCUUCUGCAUGACCCCCAACAUCCCCCGCCCGAGGUCCCGCGGCCGCCUGUUCCUGACCUCGUCCGACCCCUCGGUCAAGCCCGCCCUCGACUUCCGCUACUUCACCGACCCGGAGGGCUACGACGCCGCCACCCUGGUCUACGGCAUCAAGGCGGCCCGCAAGAUCGCCGAGACGGAGCCCUUCAGGGGCUGGAUCAAGCGCGAGGUCGCGCCGGGCCCGAAGGUCCAGUCCGACGAGGACAUCAGCCACUACGCCCGCAAGGUCGCGCACACCGUCUACCACCCCUCGGGCACCACGCGCAUGGGCGACGUCGCGGGCGACGAGCUCGCUGUUGUCGAUGCCAAGCUCAGGGUCCGCGGGCUCAAGAAGCUCAGGAUCGCGGACGCGGGUGUCUUCCCUACCAUCCCUACCAUCAACCCCAUGCUUACGGUCCUUGGUGUUGCCGAGAGGGCGGCGGAGAUGAUUGCCGAGGAGGCUGGGUGGCAGCACAGUGCCCGUCUGUAA
Molecule: messenger RNA, 1620 nt
Organism: Diaporthe citri
Lineage: Eukaryota; Fungi; Ascomycota; Sordariomycetes; Diaporthales; Diaporthaceae
Exons: 4
Coding region: 1-1620 (539 amino acids)
Molecular function (GO): flavin adenine dinucleotide binding; oxidoreductase activity, acting on CH-OH group of donors
Source: RefSeq, a predicted model, not a curated record